Exophiala spinifera is the source of this 774-nucleotide messenger RNA. RefSeq lists its product as uncharacterized. The record is from RefSeq and is a predicted model, not a curated record. NCBI's taxonomy places the organism in Eukaryota, Fungi, Ascomycota, Eurotiomycetes, Chaetothyriales, Herpotrichiellaceae. Bases 1 to 774 code for a protein of 257 amino acids. The transcript has 2 exons.
AUGGCAAAAACAAAACAAGUCGCCAGAAGAGGGCCUCGGCCUGCUAUGGCAGGGAAAAAGCGACCUGUCAGAAGAGAGGUCCAGCGGAGGUCUCGAACCAUGGAAGUCCUCAAGAUCGGUGACGAUGACUCCAUCCGCGUUGUGCGACGUCUCCGACCACAGCAAGACGACGACAGCGAAAGCGAAUACUGCGAGGAUGAGGAGCCUGCUUCCCCUGGAUAUCCGCAAGUGGCUUCAGACGUCCAAAUGACACCAGCUGUGGCCUUGACUAGGUCGAUGGCACGCCUUCAUCAGCCGCCCCCGUCCACUUCAGCUCCAGAGGAGGAAGCGCACCCUGACAGUUCUAGUGACGAUGAUAAACCUCUUCGUCGGAACCGCAGACCUAGUCGCCAGCUUCUCGAGCCAUCUCUGGAGACUGUCAAAGCAAAAGCCCCAAGUAAAGGAGUUGCUCCUGCACAAUCCGGUGUGUCCAAAAAGUCCCCGAAGAAAAAGGGCCUCAAAAAUUCAAACGCGAAGACCAAGCCUCUCCGUGAGGUUACCGAAGAACAUCACCUGGAGCGCCUUCGAUCUGUGAUUGACGAAGAACUACUCGUACCGGUUGAGCGCAAGCUCCCAGGCACCACCAAGCCAGGAAGGAUGUACGUUGCAAGCUGGCAGAUGAUUGAUCGGUUGCAGCGGGAUAGAAACACUGCCUCUGGAGACGUAAUUCGACUGGAGAAGGAAGUCAUGGAUCUGAAGAAAAGGCUCGAGCAUGUGAAGAAGGCAUUGAAGUGA